This is a messenger RNA of Epinephelus moara (kelp grouper), 582 nucleotides long. It is a transcript of the gene hspb11, whose product is annotated as heat shock protein, alpha-crystallin-related, b11. NCBI's taxonomy places the organism in Eukaryota, Metazoa, Chordata, Actinopteri, Perciformes, Serranidae. Gene Ontology annotation, cellular component: intraciliary transport particle B; centrosome; cilium. Bases 144 to 545 code for a protein of 133 amino acids. The record is from RefSeq and is a predicted model, not a curated record. The transcript is spliced from 5 exons. Gene Ontology annotation, biological process: intraciliary transport.
UGCGACGCAGCGGUUGGCUUGGCAACGGCAGUAGCGUUAGCUGGGUUAGCUUGCUGUAGUUGUCGGCUUCUCAAAACGCGUCCUCCUAAACACAACACUGGUGUGUAUUAUUGUGGAAACUACUUUUAUUUGCGUCUCUGAAGAUGAUUGACUCUCUAAGUUCUUUGGGUGCAAAAGUUGUCGUUGCUUCGUCCAGCGAUGAGAGUCACCCACCAGAAAACAUCACUGAUGGUCACACUAACACGUUUUGGAUGUCCACCGGGAUGUUUCCUCAAGAGUUCAUCAUCCGCUUUGCUGACCCCACGAACAUUUCUGCUGUGACAGUGGACAGCUAUAAUGUCAGGCAUCUAAAGAUAGAGAAAAACACCUCAGAAAAUGCUUCUCAGUUUGAGUCUGUCACAGAGAAAGAAUUUGAACAUACAGAGGGAUGUCUUCAGUCAAAUGCAAUUUCGCUAAAUGGAGGCAGUGCAACUCACCUUCGUUUUAUCAUCACCUCAGGAUAUGAUCACUUUGUCUCUGUGCACAGAGUUAGUGUACAAAAUUGACACACUCGAUUGUUGUGAAUAAAAGCCUUGUGAUGUA